GCUGUAGAUAUAUUGACAGGGGACCGCGGGGACAAAAACACUGUUGGCAGUGCAGAAAGGACGAGAGAAGGCUGCUGGAGCCGUCCAGGAGAUUUUAUUGUUUUGCAUUUUAACUAACAAGGCUUUUCGGCAAAUAUAUAUCUUUCCAACUUCAGCUACAGUGAUAGCUAAGUUUGGAAAGGAGAAAGGGGAGCUUUGGAGUGCGUUUAUCGAAAAUUCAAUGAACCGAGUAUCGCCUGCAUCGAAAGCCUGUACAAAGGGAAAUAAAUAUUGACUAAAUUAUUUUGAGAAAAAAAAUUACAAAUGGAUAACGCGGGACCUAAGAAACGUUAUUGUGAAUCUGUCCAAUCUUUCUUCACAUCGCCAAAGUUCCUUAUUUACCUUGGACAUGCCCUCUCCACAUGGGGAGAUCGUAUGUGGAAUUUCGCUGUAGCUGUAUUUCUGGUGGGGCUGUAUGGCAAUAGCCUCCUGCUCACGGCUGUGUACGGACUGGUGGUGGCAGGGUCAGUCCUGCUGCUCGGAGCCAUUAUCGGUGACUGGGUGGAUAAAAACCCCAGACUCAAAGUGGCCCAGACUUCACUGGUUGUCCAGAACUGUGCCGUCAUACUGUGUGGGAUCCUCUUGAUGGUGGUUUUCCAGUUCAAAGAACAGCUCUCAGAGUUAUAUAAUGGAUGGGUUCUGACAUGCUGCUAUAUCUUGGUCAUCUCCAUAGCCAACAUUGCUAACUUGGCCAGUACUGCCAUGUCCAUUACCAUCCAGAGAGACUGGGUGGUGGUUGUGGCUGGACAGGACAGCAGCAAGCUGGCAGACAUGAAUGCCACAGUACGGAUCAUCGACCAGCUAACAAACAUCCUGGCGCCUAUGUUGGUGGGCCAGAUCAUGGCUUUCUGCUCCAACUUUAUUGGCUGCGGCUUCAUCGCCGGCUGGAACCUGUGCUCUAUGUGCUUGGAGUACUGUCUGCUGUGGAAAGUCUACCAGAAAACUCCAGCACUGGCCAUGAAGGCUGUCAAGAAAGAAGACUACCAGGAACUGAAACGACUGAACUCCCCAAAAGAGCUAGAGAACGGCCAGGGCCCAGUGGAGGGCUCCCAGCUCAUGAACGAGACUGCUGUCGUCAAGGCCGACUCUCCCAGGAAGACUGGCUGCUGCUACCAGAUGGCGGAGCCCCUGCGCACCAUCCGCGAUGGCUGGGUGGCCUACUACAACCAGUCCAUCUUCUUCGCUGGCAUGUCCCUGGCUUUCCUCUACAUGACAGUGCUGGGCUUUGACUGCAUUACCACAGGCUAUGCCUACAUGCAGGGCCUCAACGGCUCUGUGCUCAGCCUGCUGAUGGGCGCCUCAGCCGUGUCGGGCAUCUGUGGCACGGUGGCCUUUACCUGGGUUCGCAAGAGCUGUGGCCUGAUCCGCACAGGCUUCAUCUCGGGUGUGGUGCAGCUCUCCUGCCUAAUGCUGUGCGUGGCGUCCGUCUUCGCACCGGGCAGCCCCUUUGACCUCAGUGUCUCGCCUUUCCAGGACAUCUAUAGCCACCUGACUGGGAAGAGCAGCGCCCUCCCGGAGGCCGCCUACCCAACUAGCGUGCUAACCAUCGAUGGUCAGGGUCUGCUGGUUAAUAGUUCGACCGUGCCGCCCACCGAGGAACUGCCGCCUCUGCAGUCCUACAUCUCAGUCAGCCUGCUGUUUUCUGGGGUCAUUGCUGCUAGAAUUGGUCUAUGGUCUUUUGACUUAACCGUGACCCAGCUCAUCCAAGAGAAUGUGAUCGAGUCGGAGAGGGGACUGAUCAACGGCGUCCAGAACUCCAUGAACUACCUCCUAGACCUUCUGCAUUUCAUCAUGGUGAUUCUGGCGCCCAACCCAGAGGCCUUCGGCCUGCUCGUCAUCCUCUCCGUCUCAUUCGUGGCUAUGGGCCACAUAAUGUACUUCAGGUUUGCCUUUAAGAGCCUCGGGCAGCGCCUCUUCCUCUGCUGCUCCCCAGAGCAGCAGACUCAGGCCCUCCCCGGCUCUCCCUCCUUGCUUCCCACCACGGUGUAACCCAUUAAAGAGACUCUUUCCCUGCUUACAGCUCUGCCUGCAGUACAAAUACCCCCUUCUCCUCCAGCCCCCUAGUCAUCAACCUAAACAUGCUUGUAGCCCCGGCAGAACUAAUGUAUUUACUUUUGCGCCUUACCCUAGCAGGUGCUGUCCUUUGUCAUUGUAGAUAGCAUUUACCGUUCGCUGAGGGAGGGUAGUGCGGCCGCAGACAGAGAAGGAGUCUCUCUCAGACAAACAACCCAGAUCAUGAGGUCAUAAGUGUAACAAAAUACCACUUCCCUACUUCCAAUAUUUAACAUGUAGCAGUCUUGUCAUGCAUUCAGCUUAAAAGCUAAAUUCAAAUGUGGAAAAUUGCAGGUAUUGCCACUUGCAGUUACUACGGUUACAGCUGGGUACUGCUCAAGUAUGUGCUAGUGCUGUUUGCAUCUCAUUACAGCUCUGCAUCAGCCGUGGGAUUCCCAUUCCCACUUGUUUCUCAGUAGUUUAUUGGUGCUAUAAAUAAUUUGUGUUAGCAUUUGUUAUUUCAGCUUUAGUAAUUAAUGCUUUAGAUGAUCAGUUCUUGCUCAUUUCUCUUUAAUACAUGGUUAUAAGGGUUAUGCAAAUGUAUUUAUUCAAGGAGCGCAAAUACUUAUGUUUAUCUAUACAUGGAGUGUACAAAAUAUUAGGAACACCUGCUCUUUCUAUGACGGACUGACCAGGUGAACGUUACAAUCCUUAUUGGUGAUACCUAAAUCCACUUCAAAGACAGGUUAAAGAAGGAUUUUAAGCCAUGAGAUAGACAUGGAUUGUGUGUGCGCCAUGGAGGGUGAAUAGGCAAGACAAAAUAUUGAAGUUCCUUUGAAUGGGGUAUUAUAGUAGAUGCCAGGUGCACCGGUUUGAGUGUGUCAAGAACUGCAAUGCUGCUGGGUUUUUCACGCUCAACAAUUUCCCGUGUGUAUCAAGAAUAGUCCACCACCCAAAGGACAGCCAGCCAACUUGACAACUGUGGGAAGCACUGGAGGAGCAGCAUCCCUGUGGAACGCUUGACACAUUGUAGAGUCCAUGCACCAACUGAUUGAGGCUGUUCUGAGGGCAAAAGGGGGUGCGACUCAAUAUUAGGCAGGUAUUCCUAAUGUUUUGUACACUCAGGUGUAUAUUCUCAAUGUGUCACCACUAUUGUCUUUCUCACCCAACAUUGGUGCUAAUGUACUAGCUAUAGCAAACAGCUGGAAAACUGUGCAAAAAAACAUUAAAAAAAACAUUAACAACGAACUCAA
Molecule: messenger RNA, 3284 nt
Organism: Oncorhynchus tshawytscha (Chinook salmon)
Lineage: Eukaryota; Metazoa; Chordata; Actinopteri; Salmoniformes; Salmonidae
Gene: slc40a1
Product: solute carrier family 40 member 1
Exons: 8
Coding region: 304-2028 (574 amino acids)
Biological process (GO): iron ion transmembrane transport
Cellular component (GO): basolateral plasma membrane
Molecular function (GO): peptide hormone binding; iron ion transmembrane transporter activity
Source: RefSeq, a predicted model, not a curated record